This is a messenger RNA of Pocillopora meandrina, 471 nucleotides long. Lineage: Eukaryota; Metazoa; Cnidaria; Anthozoa; Scleractinia; Pocilloporidae. The record is from the annotation of a GenBank genome assembly.
AUGAGAAGCGAGUACAAAGACCUCGGGGUUGAGCAUCGGGUAGACGUGUGGCAUUUGACUAAGAACAGCACGGAAGCCAAGAAGAAAGAAUGCAAGGACCUCUCUCCUUGGAUAAAAUCCGUGACAAACCAUAUGCGGUGGUCUGCGAUGACGUGUGACGGAAGUCCCCAGCUUCUCAAAGAGAAGUGGGUCAGCAUCCUCCACCACACGGCUGACAAACACGAUUGGGAUUCGUCUGUGCUGUACAAUUGUUGUGCACAUGAUCCCAUUUCCCCAAGGGCACAUCGUAAAACAAAAUGGCUGAUUGUAGGUUCCCCGGCACACGAAGCGUUAAAACAUGUAAUGCUAUAGAAGACACUCCUAUAGGAUUUGGACCUUCGAACGAAGAUCAUCCAUACAGGAGCCUUGGAAGUGUACCAGUUCACUCUACAACAAAUACGCGCCCAAGCCGUAUUGGAUAGCUGGGAAUAG